Macrosiphum euphorbiae (potato aphid) is the source of this 2964-nucleotide messenger RNA. The record is from the annotation of a GenBank genome assembly. NCBI's taxonomy places the organism in Eukaryota, Metazoa, Arthropoda, Insecta, Hemiptera, Aphididae.
AUGGCCAUAAAGAAAUCUAUUGUCAAAUUGUUUGAGAAGGCGGGCGAGGUUGGUCCCCAGCCAAAUUUGCUGAAAAUGCUUAAAGACAAAUUUCUUGAUAUGUAUUGGGCAGAAUUUUUUACACUGUUCAUGGAUUCAACUAUGUCUGUUAUAGUUUCACAAACUACCAUCCAUUGUGUAACAGUCAACAAUAUGAUUAAGUUUGCUGCUAAUGGUUUAUCUAUAUUAUCUGAACACUCAACCAGGGACGGUCGUAGUGGUUUAUAUUUGAUAUCCGAGUUUUUCCAAUUGUGUCGUAAGUAUGGAAAUUCCAACGAUAAAGCUAUCAGAUAUAGGUUUUGUCUAUUUUUUAACCACUUGUUGAAUCACAUGACUGAAGGAACAGUAUUAUCUGUAGAACUAUGUGACGUUGCAACAUUGUUGUUGUUGGACCGUUUGCAAGACAAGAAACCAGAAGUUCGAGCACAAGCUGCACAUGCUUUAAAUCUGUUGCAAACUCCAGACAAUCCUAAAUGUCCUGUUGUUAAAAAAUUCAUGUUCCAUAUGACUUGUGAUUCUAGUGUUGAAGUUCGGACAGUUAUUGUUAAAAAAAUCGCAAUGUUUAACAAUGUUAUUGAUGAAAUGAUGAAGAACACAUUAUUUGAUGUUAGUGAUAAUGUCAGAAGAGAAGCUUACAAUCGUUUCUUGGAAUAUCCAUUUUUAAGGUUAUCGUCCAAGCAAAGACAAACAAUAUUGGAAAUAGGAUUGGAAGAUAAAAAUGAAUCUAUCAGAUCAUUAGUGAAAAAACGGUUUAUGGAGAGAUGGUUAGAUGACUGUAAUAAUGAUUUUGUAGUGUUAUUGAACAAUUUGGGAGUGGAUAAUGAAAUUGUAUGCGAAAAAGCUUUGAAUAUAAUAUUUGAGGCCUAUUAUGAUAGUCAGGUUUUGGAUUUGAUAAAUGAAUAUUUAAAUCCAGAUUCACGAAUGAUUGCAUUUGAUAAGUUAAGUGUAGAAAAAAUUUUUCUUUGGAAAUGCAUAGCCAAAUAUUUAACUACUGAGAAAAAAAUUGAAUUAGCUCGUAACCAAGGACACGUCGAAGACUAUUACGUCGAUGUUUUAUUACCAGAUUUGGUAAAGUUUUCUGAUUAUAUACGCGAUUAUUAUUUUAAUUCUACGAAUAGUAAUGAAUUUAUACUCAUACAGUUGUUGGAUAUGAUUAGUGCAUUUUCAAUGGAUGAUGUCGGGGCAGAAAGUCUAAACAAACUUUGCUUAGAUUUAAUAUUGGAUGAUCAAUUGUCUGUUAAGCCUAUAAAAUCUGUGGCAGUAUUGUUUGGCUUGACUUUCAAAAAUGGUAAAGACCUUUUAAAUUAUGUUAAACAAAUCUUAAAUAAAAUUCAAACAAAAACAAUUGAUAUAUACCCUUUAGUUGAUAAAGUUGGUACAAAAGAAUUGUUAGAAUUUCAAGUAAAAUCACAAACUGAAAAAAUUGAAGAAUUAUUAAAAAAUGAAUCUCCAGAUGCAGAGGAUACAGAGGAAUUAGAAAUGUUAAUAUUUAAAUUGAAGAAAUUAAAAAAACAGUAUAAAGAAAUAAAUGUAUUGCCAGACGAAAAAGUAUUAGUAGAUAUGGCUGUGAAAAAUGUACUUAAGGUCUUUGAACUGAUUUUUCAAGUUCAACAAUUACCAAAAGUUGGUAUUGAACUUUCCCUAUUAACAGAUAUUGUUCAGAAUAUUGUUGUUGGAUACUUGGAAUGUUCUAAGGUAAACGUUCGAAUGGAAGCAAUACGCUCUCUUGCACCAUACUUGUUGUUAAAUAAUGUUCCUGCAGCCAAAGUACACAUGAAUACUUUAUGUGGUGAAAUAGCAAAACCUAUGACUGAUCGGCACUUGUUAUUCAAAAUUAUGUUUGAAUUGUUCUUGCGUUAUGAUCUCAAAACUUUUGACAUGAAUGAUGACUUGGACACAGAUGAAGAAUAUGAAGACGACUUUUGUGUUGACAAUAUUUUACCAUUACUAGUUAACUGUAUUGAUUAUAAUGUCAAUGAUAGUAGUUUUAAGUCAGUGGUUGUAAAAGGUUUUUGCGACUUGUUGAUAUUUAAAAAAGUCAAGUCCAUCAGUUUACUAUCUAAACUUUUGUUAAUAUGGUUUAAACGUUUAUCGCGAGAAACCUUCAAUAUAUACAAUCGUUUGGUGAAAUUCUUUACUUCUUAUGUGUUUUACAUUGAUUCAAGUAGUAGUGCAUUGGCCAUGUGCUAUGUUCCAGUGUUAAAAGAAAUUCAUGAAUACGAUUUAGGGGAGAAGUUGGGUAUUAAAAUAGAUGAAGUGAACUCAACUUUAAUGAACCUCACUCGAGGACUCAUGUACAAGAAUGAAAAAAAGGCUAUUAACGCUCAUGGUGAACUGGCAUGUUACAUUCUUGAUUAUUUAUUAGACGAAAACCACCCCUACACGGCUAUGUUAGUUGAUACCCUGUACAAGUUAGAAAUUGAUUUUGACAACAAUGACGAAUUGGUAAACACAAUUGGCCCAAAAUUGUUGCGUGUGAUCAAAUAUUUAAAACAUUCAGAUGACAAAAGCAGUUCAAAAUAUCUGAGAAAAAUUAAAAGUAAAUUUGAUCCAGUUUUACAGAAAAAGGAAUCUUUUAUGAAAAAAAUCAAUGAAAAGAGAGUUGAUGCCACUGAAAAGGAAGUUGAUGUCAUUGAAAAGGAAGUUGAUGUCACUGAAAAGGAACUUGAUGUCACGGAAAUGGAAACGGAAAAAGAGCAGACUCAAGGACCUUCGACCGUCAACAAAGAACCGGAUAUGGUAGAAGUUCAUGAAGAUUUGUUUACACAAGAAAAUUUAAUAAUGUUGAGUAGUGAUGAUGAAGACGACAGCAUAGAAGGAUUUCCGAGUACAAAACUGGAUGCAAUGAAACGUUUGUCGGAAGUUUUCAAAAGAAGUUUCAAUAAAAAUACACAUGAAUUAACUACUUCAGACGAUAGUGAUUAA